Fusarium poae is the source of this 1302-nucleotide messenger RNA. RefSeq lists its product as uncharacterized. Bases 1 to 1302 code for a protein of 433 amino acids. NCBI's taxonomy places the organism in Eukaryota, Fungi, Ascomycota, Sordariomycetes, Hypocreales, Nectriaceae. The record is from RefSeq and is a predicted model, not a curated record. Gene Ontology annotation, molecular function: oxidoreductase activity. The transcript has 5 exons.
AUGGACGCCCAUAUGUCUGUUGCUGGCAUGAACGCCUCAUCGUCGGCUCCUUUCCAAUCAGACUUGCUAUCUAGAUUUUCGCCGACUUCGAUCUCUGGUCCAGUCCUCUUGGGCCUCUUCCUUGGCUAUGUUGCUCUUUGUUCUCUUCUUCGGUUCUCCCGCAUAAACUCUCUUCUUUCCAAGUACGGGUACCACGAUCGUGCUUCUUUAAGUCGAAUGACAAACCAAGAUGCAUUCGAAAUUGUCAAGACUAUGGCAAACCUCGAGUUUCCACUUCUGUAUGAUCUUGCCACCCGGUUAGCGUUGUUUGAGACUUAUGCUGUGCAAAACGUUGGCCAUGUUCUCUAUGGUGGCAGCGAUCUAGCCAUUACUGCGAAGGCCCCCAAGAGAUACGCAGACACUGAAGUCGUCUAUCUCUGCUUUGCAAACUUUGCGCCUGAAUCACCAACUCUUAGCAAGGCGAUUGCGCGUACAAACUUCUUACACGCACCGUACAUCAAGGCCGGCAAGAUUAAGCAAGAGGAUCUCCUCUACGUACUUUACGCCUCCUUCGCCGAACCCAUUAGAUUUCUUAACCAGUAUGAGUGGCGAAGUCUUACCGACAUGGAAGUGGCUGCUAUUUCUACUUUGUGGAAGUACGUUGCUGAUAUGAUGGAUAUCGACUACAAGACUAUCCUCAAUAAGACUGAGUGGACUGAUGGCAUUGAAUUCCUCGAGGAUGUGUCACUUUUCGCAUCAGACUAUGAAGACAAGUACCUGCGCCCCACGAAAGAGGUUCAAAAGCUCGGUGACGUCCUGAUGGAGAUGCUGUUGGAUUCAUAUCCCAAGUUUGCUGCCCCAGUCGGAUAUCCAGCAGCUUGUGUCAUGAUGGGACCUAGGUUGAGACGAGCAUUUGGGUUCCCGGAGCCAGGUUUGGGCAUCACUGUCCUGACUUACAGUCUCUUACUUGUUCGAAAGCUUGCUGUCCGGUUUUUCUGUCUUCCUCGUGCUUCUGGUGUUGAGUUUCUCUCUCAGCCAGACGAACAGACAGGUCGCAUUACUACUCGCCAUUAUAUGAAGGAGCCUUAUUACGUGCCCGCUACAUUCUGGCAGCGCUGGAACUUUGAGGCUUGUAUUACUCGACUUUCUGGUGGACUAAUUCCUGGUGAUGGUGGCGUAAAGAUGAAGCCCGAAGGGUUUCUCUUUGAGGAUAUCGGCCCCGAAAAGGUUGUUGGCAAGGGUAUUGAUGAGACCAAUGCUUUUGAAGAGAAAGCGAAACAAAAGGCGUUUGCGGGCUGUCCUUACAAACCCGCACGAGCUUAG